Messenger RNA from Haliotis rufescens (red abalone), 2960 nucleotides. RefSeq lists its product as uncharacterized. The coding region runs from base 125 to 1117 and encodes 330 amino acids. The record is from RefSeq and is a predicted model, not a curated record. The transcript has 2 exons. Lineage: Eukaryota; Metazoa; Mollusca; Gastropoda; Lepetellida; Haliotidae.
AAGACGAGGCUGUGGUUGAAGGUAUAUAAGUAAUGUUGACAGCGGUUCGGCUCAGUCUGAGCGAGAACGGCAGUUUGUCGACAUCUUAACAUAGAACUAAGUUUGCAACGUGUCAACAACGACGAUGGCCGAGUCAGCGCUUUCAUUCGACAGCGAAGCGACGAAAAGGGAACUGGCAACCAAGGGCUACGCUGUCGUUCCUGACGUUUUAACUGGAAAGGAAUGCGAUGAGCUAAUUGGACGAUACAAAUUAUGGCUUGGGACAUUUCAAGAUGGAGACUUCCCAAACAGACGAAAAUCAAUUUUACACCAAUACCGGAUUGGACACUUUGGUGCCACGUGGUCUGCGAGGUUGAAGGUCAAGCCGGUGUUCGCCUCGAUCUGGGAUACGGAGAAGCUCCUAACAAGUUUUGAUGGGGUUGCCAUAUCAAAGCCCCCCGAGGAAACAAACGGAGAAUUUGAUACGGGGUCGUCUUGGCUUCAUUGCGACCAGAAGCCGUCUAGAAAAGGUCUCCAUUGCUACCAGGGGGCGCUGUAUCUGGAAGAAGUGACAGAUAUGGACCACUGCCUUAGAGUCCUGUCACACUCGCACCGACACCACGAGGAGUUUUUCAGCCAAUUUGCCAGCGCUCGGAAAAAGAGCUUGAAGUCCGAGUUUUACAAGCUCACGAAAGCUCAAUCUGAGUGGUAUCACAAACGGAAGUGCGAAGCUGUCAAAAUUUCAGUCCCAAAAGGCGGAAUUGUGCUUUGGGACUCAAGAACUAUCCACGAUAGUGUCCCACCAGUUCAUGGGCGUCCAAAUGACGACAGGUGGCGCUGGGUGGUGUUCGUGUGUAUGACGCCUGCUCAAUGGGCAACUGAUGAAGACAAACAAAAACGUGCAUGUGCCUAUAAUAACCUUCAGAUGACCAACCACUGGCCGUCUCAGGACACAAUGUUGUUUAAGAGCAGGCAGAAGAAGCACAAUGGAGACCCAAUGAAUUGUGUUGACGCCAUCCCACAAGAUGGCGCUACCUUCACUGCUCGCCGAUUGGCUGCUGUUGAGGAGUACGAUUUUGAAGAUGGCCAAUCAAAUGGCCCCGGCUGGGAGCCCGUAUGGGACCACCAGAUGACCUGAUGGGAUAUUUCACUGAUCGUGGACUUGUUGGAACAAGGAGCCUAUACUAUAUGCAGUGGACAUCGUCUUUAUUUGAUUGGACUAACCAUUUAUUGUUUGUUCAUAAAGUUUUGAGUCAGCAGUAACAGUGGUGUUGUAAAAGAUCCCAUAUCAAAACAGAUCAUUCACACAUAUCUGUAUUGAGACGAAAAGCUCGGUCGGCCAUGUUGUCUGACUUGUAUCAACUAUAGACAUAUAAAACGUUAUAUGACAUGUCAUGACAGAUUAACUAUAGACACAUGUUAUAUGACAGACCAUGAUAUGACAGAUUAAUUGUAGACAUAUGAAGUGUUAUAUGACAUAUGUCAAGAGAGAUUAACUGCAGACACAUGUUAUAUGACAUGACAUGACAUGACAGGUUAACGAUAGACUUAUGAAGUGUUAUAUGACAUAUGUCAAGACAGAUAAACUAUAGACAUAUGUUAUAUGACAUGACAUGACAGAUUAACUAUAGACACAUGUUAUAUGACAUGACAUGACAGAUUUACUGUAGACACAUGUUAUAUGACAGACCAUGACAGAUUAACUGUAGACACAUGUUAUAUGACAUGACAUGACAGAUUUACUGUAGACACAUGUUAUAUGACAUGACAUGACAUGACAGGUUAACGAUAGACAUAUGAAGUGUUAUAUGAUAUAUGUCAUGACAGAUUAACUAUAGACAUAUGUUACAUGACUUGUCAUGGCAUAUUAACUUUAGACACAUGUUAUAUGACAUGUCGUGACAGAUUAACUGUAGACACAUGUUAUAUGACAUGUCAUGAGAGAUUAACUGUAGACACAUGUUAUAUGCCAUGUCAUGAGAGAUGAACUGUAGACAUAUGUUAUAUAACUUUUCAUGGCAGAUUAACUGUAGACACAUGUUAUAUGACAUGUCAUGAGAGAUUAACUGUAGUCACAUGUUAUAUGACAUGUCAUGAGAGAUCAACUGUAGUCACAUGUUAUAUGACAUGUCAUGACAGAUUAACUAUAGACACAUGUUAUAUGACAUGUCAUGACAGAUUAACUGUAGACACAUGUUAUAUGUCGUGCCAUGAGAGAUUAACUAUAGAUACAUGUUAUAUGACAUGUCAUGACAUAUUAACUAUAGACAUAUGUUAUAUGACAUGUCAUGAGAGAUCAACUGUAGUCACAUGUAAUAUGACAUGUCAUGACAGAUUAACUAUAGACACAUGUUAUAUGACAUGUCAUGGCAGAUUAACUGUAGACAUAUGUUAUAUUACUUGUCAUGACAGAUUAACUGUAGACACAUGUUAUAUGAUAUGUCAUGAGAGAUUAACUGUAGACACAUGUUAUAUGACAUGUCAUGAGAGAUUAACUGUAGACAUAUGUUAUAUUACUUGUCAUGGCAGAUUAACUGUAGUCACAUGUUAUAUGACAUGUCAUGAGAGAUCAACUGUAGUCACAUGUUAUAUGACAUGUCAUGACAGAUUAACUAUAGACACAUGUCAUAUGACAUCUCAUGGCAGAUUAACUGUAGUCACAUGUUAUAUGACAUGUCAUGACAGAUUAACGACAGACACAUGUUAUAUGCCAUGUCAUGAGAGAUUAACGACAGACAUAUAAAAUGUUCUAUGACGUGUUCACCCAAUGUUUCGAGAGGCGUUACUCAUUUACCGGGCCUCGAAAUAUCGAGUGACACACUCGUUAUUCAACAAUCACGUGUUGUAUGUUCCCGUAUUUAAUGUCAACAGUAUAUAAUGGUUGUCUUUCUGUUAUUUUGUACACACAUCGCUUCACAUAUACAAACUGGUGUAUUUGGUUUAUUUGUUGUGCUCUUCCUAAAUAAAGAGUAUCCUAUGAA